This is a messenger RNA of Acytostelium subglobosum LB1, 1044 nucleotides long. RefSeq lists its product as hypothetical. The coding region runs from base 1 to 1044 and encodes 347 amino acids. NCBI's taxonomy places the organism in Eukaryota, Evosea, Eumycetozoa, Acytosteliales, Acytosteliaceae. Gene Ontology annotation, molecular function: GTPase activity. The transcript has 3 exons. The record is from RefSeq and is a predicted model, not a curated record.
AUGGGAUCAAACAAUGCUCAUUGGUUGUUCAACAAUGAAUACCACAUUGAGAGACUGUCAACAGAGUUGGAGGCAAUCGAUGAUCCUUCAAAGAGAUUGAUUGAAUCACUCAACACAUUCAAUGCUCUCAGGACAGAGUGUUAUGACAUGACCAACAAGCUGUCAGAUUGUCACAAAGCAUUUGGUGAUGUGGUGGGCACAUCGAAAUCAUUCGAUUGGUACAUCAAUGACAACUCAAACAUCAAGAUAGUACUGGCAGGUCCAACUCACUCUGGAAAGUCAACAUUGAUCAACACAUUACUGUCAUGUCAACUGAUGCCAUCAGGUGGCGGUCACACAUCAGGAAGGAUAUGCAUUCUGGCUCACUCGACAAAGAUCAGAAUCAAGUUCUACAAAGUGAUACCACACCAAGAUCAGGAUCAUCCCAGCAGGAUAGAGUGUAUCGAUGAUGAGACCAUCACAAUUGAGAAUCAAAGACAACUACAGAUCACUUUGAAACAACAUCUAUCAAGGCCAACAGAUAUCGACAAUGAAGCAGACCCAUUGGCAUUCAAAGAAUGGGCCAGCAAGAUUGUGAGAGUCGAGUUCCCAUCAGCAUUGCUUCAGACUGGAUUGGAGAUCAUCGAUGUUCCAGGCUUCAGCAUCUCUGAUCAUGCAUCAUUGUUCAGCAUCCGCAAGCAGUUCUUCAAUGUCUACCCACCAACUGGUGUCAUGUUUUGUUACGACAAUACGGCGUUCACUGAUGGUGAAGUGUUGGCAAUGCCUGAUCUCAUUCACUCAUUACCGAGCGAUCACAAUGAUUCAAUGUUCUUUGUCAACACCAAGAGGUCCAAGAGUGAGGUUGCACUCAACAACAACAUUGAACAAGGUGAUGAGAUGCCACUCGAGUUGAUCAACUCAUACACAGACAUCUGCUUCUCAAAGCUUGAGAAAUCGAUUCGCAAUGCAUCCAAAAGACGAUUCUCAAUUGUCAAUGCACUGGAUUUCAUCAAACAACCCAGUGGAUUGCAAAGAUGUUCCAACAACAAGGUCACACAUUGCUAA